AAACAAGUGUGGAGCCACGUGACAGACCGAAGGAAGGUUUAGCUUCAUUUAACGUACUCGAUACUUCAUAUAUUUGCUACUACAAUAUAUUAAUCUGUCAUAUGUAAGCUUUAAUCGCUGCAUCAGCCCAGCGACGUGCUGUUAAUGUUUGAUGCACAUUAAUAUUAGAAACAUCGAUUGCUAUUAAAUAAAACUUCGAUCUGUUAUCAUCUCAUAUCAUGACUUCUGGCACAUCUGUUAUUAAUGACAAAGUCUUGCAGUAUGAGACAUUCAUCAGUGAAGUAUUAAGACGAGACCUGCAGAAAGUGCUGGAGCAAAGAGAUGCUGUGUAUGAGAAAAUCGCACAAUACCUGCAGCUGAAGAACACAAUACAAAGCAUUCAGGAAAGCGGCAGCAAAGAACUGAAAACCGAUGUUGACCUUGGCUGCAAUUUCUAUGUGCAGGCUCAUGUACCUGAUGCAUCAAGAAUAUAUGUGGCAGUCGGAUAUGGAUUCUUUGUCGAAUUCACGCACGCAGAGGCUUUGAAGUUCAUUGAAAAGAAGACAAAUCAGCUCACAGAGUAUACUGAAGUUCUUACCAAAGAUGCAGCAAAGAUAAAAGCCAACAUUCGCAUGGUUCUGGAGGGGUUGAGGGAAUUGCAAGGACUGAAGGAUCUUCCAGAGGACAGAAGGAGAGAGGUGUUUUAGUACCAUACACCAAUCACAGCACAGUGUAUUCAUCUUUGCACAUAUGACUGCAAUGUUUGUUUCAAACAAUGUGAACAUUAUGGCAAUCAUGUUCAGAAGAACGUUGCCUUUUAACAGGUUGUACUGUUGUUUCCAGAAAUAGCUGCUGAAUAAAGUGUAAAAUUUUUCAGUUAA
This is a messenger RNA of Danio rerio (zebrafish), 860 nucleotides long. It is a transcript of the gene uxt, whose product is annotated as ubiquitously-expressed, prefoldin-like chaperone. Gene Ontology annotation, molecular function: transcription corepressor activity. NCBI's taxonomy places the organism in Eukaryota, Metazoa, Chordata, Actinopteri, Cypriniformes, Danionidae. The record is from RefSeq and is marked provisional. Gene Ontology annotation, biological process: negative regulation of transcription by RNA polymerase II.